Molecule: messenger RNA, 1033 nt
Organism: Meira miltonrushii
Lineage: Eukaryota; Fungi; Basidiomycota; Exobasidiomycetes; Exobasidiales; Brachybasidiaceae
Exons: 1
Coding region: 21-929 (302 amino acids)
Biological process (GO): U4 snRNA 3'-end processing; CUT catabolic process; nuclear polyadenylation-dependent rRNA catabolic process
Cellular component (GO): nuclear exosome (RNase complex); cytoplasmic exosome (RNase complex)
Molecular function (GO): RNA binding
Source: RefSeq, a predicted model, not a curated record
UCAUUGCUUUGAUUGACAAUAUGGCCAUGCUUGCUUUACCAGGUGAUCAUAUUUCUAUACCUUCCACUUCGGCUGUCAAGCUUGGACCUGGACUUGCGAUAUCGGCAGGGGAAGCUGAAGAAGAUGCAGAAUUAAUCACAGUAACACCUGGCAUCCUUGGAAAGAUAAAAUCACAACCAAAAGGAGGAAAAUCUAAAGGAGUACAAGGAUCCGAGUCGAGUACCCAAACAGCAUUCUGGAUUGAGAGUGAUGGACGUCGCUACUAUCCUUCUGUGCACGACCACGUUUUAUGUCAAAUCACAAAUAGAGGCGUUGAUGCUUAUCAAGUGACAUUGUUCAACACAUUUGCGACUGCCAAUUUACCAGCAUUAUCCUUUGAAGGAGCAACAAAGAGGAACAAACCAAAUCUUCGUGUCGGUACAUUGAUCUAUGCACAGAUUGUUUCUGCGUACAAGCACGCUGAGAUUGAGUUGACAUGUGUAGAUGCUGCAACAGGCAAAUCGAACGGAUUCGGAGAGCUCAAAACGGAACGAGAAGAAACAACAACAAAUACAGUCAAGAAGACCAGCGAAAGUACAAUCGCACCAGCUUCUGCAAACAUCUUUCCUGUAUCUUGUGGCUUUGCACGUAGCUUGCUAAACGAUAAACAUCCUCUUUUGGCACGAUUGGCAACACAUUUUCCCUUUGAAGUGGCUAUCGGCGUGAACGGAUAUGUUUGGGUCAGAGCAAAGAAUGUCAAACAUGUAAUCGCUGUUGGGAAAGUUUUGGAACGUGCUGAUGCAGAUGCCUUGAACGAACCCACUUUGGCAGCUCAGGAGGGCGCUACCGGCUCAACAGAGGAGGAGAGUAAAGUGGCAUUGGAGAUCGUCAAACAGAGAGGUGUCUUGGACGCAAAGACAAUAUCUCAAAUUGUUGAUCCAUUCAAGUGAUUUGUAUCAUAUCACUCUUGUAAACUAUUGUAUUCUAAUGCAACACAUGCUCGCAGCCAUAAACUUCUUUCAAUGCAUUGCGAUAUAUCAGUACAUGGUAAGAC